Molecule: messenger RNA, 639 nt
Organism: Phalaenopsis equestris
Lineage: Eukaryota; Viridiplantae; Streptophyta; Magnoliopsida; Asparagales; Orchidaceae
Exons: 1
Coding region: 236-547 (103 amino acids)
Source: RefSeq, a predicted model, not a curated record
AUUCCUUGCCAGCAUAAAUCCAAAAGCUACAGUCCCAUCCCUUUAUCCCCAUUCCGGCUUCAUUGAACACCACAACAAAGUCUUCUUCUUCAUUGGAUUUUGCACAGAUUCUCCACUAAAUCAAUUUACCACCUCAGCACUUGCAGAUGAAUCAUUCUUCAACCCCUAUAAAUACGCACAAACAAAGCCUCAUUGAACAAGCAAAGAAACAUCUAAUUUGGCUUCAAAGAACUUCAUGGGAAAGCACAGCUGUGAAACUGGAGCUCUGCUCCAUUCCUCCAUUGCUCUGUUGCAAGAGCGUUUCAGAGAACUUCAGAGGAUUAGAGAGAUGAGGGAGAAGAGGGAGCUGCUCAGGUUGUUUUCUGAAACAAAGUGUAUGAGUUCUUCCGCUGCUUGUAUUCAACCGAGAUGGUUCUAUUAUCCUGAGUUGUGGAAUCCAUCAAAGCUGACGAAGUAUUGUCAUGAUGGAGGGGAGGGAAGGGAGUUACAGGAUGAAAAAGUUGAGAAAUUUAGUGAAGCAGAGAUUGAUACCUCUCUUCAUCUGUAAAAAGCUUGCUUUUUUUAAUUAUGUGUAUUUGGGUUGGUUGGCAUUGCAACUUUUGAUUUUGGAGUGAUUUCCAUAUAAUGUUGUGUUCGUUU